GCGGAGGGGGAAGAAACAGAGAGAGAGAAAGAGAGAGGGAGGAGGAGGAUCGAUGGACGACGCCCGGAGUUCGCCUUCGCCGCCAUCUCCUUCCUCCUCGAGCGCUUAUUCGUACGUCCUACUUAACUACCCGCUGAUCUCCGCGAUAGUCUCCUUCGCCGUCGCCCAAUCCAUCAAGUUCUUCAUGACCUGGUACAGGGAAAGACGCUGGGAUGCUAAACUACUGAUUGGAUCUGGUGGGAUGCCUUCAUCCCAUUCAGCCACAGUUACUGCACUUGCAGCAGCCAUUGGAAUCCAAGAUGGUUUGGGAAGUUCCAUAUUUGCUGCUGCAACAAUAUUUGCAUCUGUUGUAAUGCAUGAUGCUUUUGGUGUUCGAUUGCAUGCUGGAAAGCAGGCAGAGGUGCUGAAUCAAAUUGUAUAUGAACUUCCAGCAGAUCAUCCUCUUUCAGAUACCAGGCCUUUGCGUGAACUAAUUGGUCAUACUCCUCUUCAGGUCGUAGCUGGUGCUUUCUUGGGCUUUGUCAUAGCUACUACGGGUCAGUUGAUAAAGAAGGUAGCCAGUGGAACAUGAUCGUUGUGAUCUGACUGGUAACACCGUGACAUUGGACACUGUCAAUUACAGGGAAAUAGGAUGGGCACCCCAAACUAGUGGGCCAAAUUGAUUAUUCACAUAGAAAUAUAUCUAACACAUUGCUUUCAUUGUGCCUAAUGUUGGCCAUACUGUUUCCUUCAAGUUUCUUCUAUCAGAACUACUGAAUUUUAGAAGUGUCCUAACUCCUGUUAUUAUAGGACAUUUUGAUUAAUGAUUUAUUACUUAAUUAUGGUUGAGCUGUAUAAAUAUUAUAUAUGUAAGUAUAUACUUAUUAUGUAUCAAAUACCUAAAAAGACAUUGGAAGUGAGGUUGAGAAGGUUUGAGUA
Molecule: messenger RNA, 918 nt
Organism: Musa acuminata subsp. malaccensis (wild Malaysian banana)
Lineage: Eukaryota; Viridiplantae; Streptophyta; Magnoliopsida; Zingiberales; Musaceae
Source: RefSeq, a predicted model, not a curated record